Messenger RNA from Aspergillus puulaauensis, 423 nucleotides. Its product is annotated as cupin domain-containing protein. The record is from RefSeq and is a predicted model, not a curated record. Lineage: Eukaryota; Fungi; Ascomycota; Eurotiomycetes; Eurotiales; Aspergillaceae. The coding region runs from base 1 to 423 and encodes 140 amino acids. The transcript has 2 exons.
AUGCAAGAGCCAGCAUACAACCCCGAAUGCCCCAUGGCAAAGACCACCAUCGCCUACCAAUAUAAACUAGUCAACUGUCCCGGAAAGACCAUCAUCGGCAUGCUGGUCGAAUAUCCCCCGAACGGCGCCACACCUCCCCAUCGCCACGGAGGCGCCUCGGUCUCCGCGUAUGUGAUCCACGGCGCCCUCUUGAACAAAAUGAACAACGAUCCUUUGAGAGUAAUUGAGCAAGGCGGUGCUUGGUAUGAGGCGCCGGGCUGUCACCAUCGCAUCAGUGCCAAUGCCAGCCAGACUGAUCCAGCGGCGUUCUUCGUUACGCUUGUGAUUGACUCUGAGACGUUGGAGCGAGAGGGGCCGUCGGUGCUGGUCCAGAUUGAUGAGGAAUAUAAGGAUAUCGUGGCGAAGAAGCAGGGGGGAGCAUGA